This is a messenger RNA of Theileria orientalis strain Shintoku, 6507 nucleotides long. RefSeq names its product flavin-containing amine oxidase. Gene Ontology annotation, molecular function: oxidoreductase activity. The record is from RefSeq and is a predicted model, not a curated record. Bases 1 to 6507 code for a protein of 2168 amino acids. The transcript is spliced from 9 exons. Lineage: Eukaryota; Apicomplexa; Aconoidasida; Piroplasmida; Theileriidae.
AUGAACGAAGAUGAAAAAUAUAAAUGGUUAUUUUUAUAUAUUUCAUUGACGGAUAAACAGAGAGAAGAGUUACAUGGUUUACUACCUUCAACCAGUUGUACCAUAGGCAAAGCUAGGGAAGAAGAAGUAAACAAAGUAGACUUAAGCAACAAUUCAACCAAGGAACAAGCUGUUACAAGAGCCAAAAGAGAACUCAAGAGAAGUAGAAGGGAGUUGGAGUCGGAAAGUUCUAAUACCUUAGAAAGUGAGAGUACUUGGAGCAGAAGCAGACUGAAAAGGCGCAACAGAGGUUCUGAAGUAAAAAAUGAAGAGAAAGUGACCAGAAAAAGGAAUACCGAAAAUGAAUAUUUACUAAAAUUAAGAAGAAAGACCCCGGAAAAUGAUGAAAACACACACAAAUACACAUCAAAUUCAUCAGAUUCGCAAGGAAAGGAGGCCGGUAUAAACAGUGAGAACGAAGAGAGCAAGGAAAACAACCCCGAAACGCAGGAAACAACGUACUCGAGGAUAGUCGACUGGUCAAAAAUAAACGAAAAGGUAGCCCUGAGUAACUACGACAAGUACAUCAGCCCAGCAAACAUAGUUAACGUCCUAAGAAAACUGAAGAGCAGAUUUGAAGUGGAGUACAUAUAUCCAAUAUGGAAUAAAACAGGAGUGUCAAUGAAGCUGAGAAUGCGAGUAAUAUUGGCAGCAGCAACCACGGAUAAAGGAACCUCAUCGAAAUACGACUUAAAGAGCAGAGAGCCAGUGGGCAGCGAAGAAUACAUAGAAUGGAUAAGAAAGCUGCUCAAAUGCCGCUUCCUGGAAAUGACAUUCCUGAUAAGAGACGGAGGGAUCAACGCAGCAUACAGGUCAGCAAUAGACAUGAGGAACUACUUCUACUCCUUCAUGGACAGAAGACUGAGCAAGAACAACAUAAUAAUACUGACGGAAAGGAUCGGGGACACGAGCACGUUCAAGUACGACCAGCCGAGGUACUUCGAGAGCAAGGACGAGAUACACAUGACGAACACGAUACGGCUGCUGAAGCUGGUGAACAUCCUGCAAAACAAGUUCAACAAGGACUCGAUCAUAGCGCGCAACAAGUACAGAACGGUGAUGCUUAACUCGUCGUACGAGGACGUGCAGCCGGAGGACCCGACGAAAACGCCAAUAAGAAAGGUGAUCAUAAGGUCAGUGAGGUCAAUCACGACAGGAGAGAGUCCGAGGAAGAAGUCUAGGCAGAAGGCGAAGCGGAUUGCCGUCGAAAGCACAAAGGAAAGUACGCAAAAAGCGCCGGAUAAAAAACAAAUAGCGGCGACUAGUCCGCGAAGCAAGGACUGGGACCUGGAGAGGCUGAGGAGGUGCAUAAUAGACCCGCCUCCGCUUCCAGAGUACUACACGUUCUCAGCGAAGUCAGAGCAGAGGAGGCAGGCAGGAGCAAAAAUGUCGAACAAAAAUCAUGAACUUGUAAACAAUAGUGAUUGUAACAAUGUAGAUGAACACAAAAGUGCUAUCAAGAGCAAGGUUACCAGCAACACAGCUGAAACAGGCGGUAACAACACAAACACAAAAGACACACAUGAAGGCAGUAGUGUAAACAGUAGCGGCUCAACAAAGAGGAAUAACACACAAAUUCACGCGAGCACGCUUGACACACAAAAUAAAAUCACGGCUACAACAAAGGACAUUGGCACUGACACGGACACUGACACAAACGUUAACACAAUAGUGAGUAUGCGUAACAAAAACACGAAUAACACUGCUUCAACCAAUAAAGAUAGCAGUAAUACAAACACUGCUUUAACCAAUAAAGAUAGCAGUAAUACAAACACUGCUUCAACUAAUAACGCUAGCAGUAAUACAAACACUGCAGUUACACAUAGUAAAACUACCGCUCGAAACACGAGUGAUGAGAGUAAAAGUGAAGUGUACGACUAUAAACAUUUCGGUGAAAUAGAGGACAAAGAAAAGUUUGACGUAAUAAUAGUAGGAGCAGGAGUAGGAGGCCUGGGAGCGGCGAGUUACCUGAGGAAGCAGAACCUGAAGGUGGGAGUGAUCGAGGCGAGAAACAGAAUAGGAGGAAGAAUGCUGACGACAUACUUCCCGAAGGAAUGCGUCAACCUGCCGGAAAUGAACAUAGACCUAGGGCCGAACUAUUUGCACUGCAACAACGUGUUCUUCUCGUCGAACAAGGGGGAGUGGAAUAAUGUAAGUAGCGCAAACGGGCUUACUGGCGGCGGAGGUAGCAUUAGUCGCAUCGCAAACCACAGUAGCAGUGAGCACGACAGCAAUGGAUCAAAGCAGAGCAGCAAGGAGGAAGCUGAAAGGGGAAGUGGCACGUUUGGGUCAGACACGGCGGACAUGUACGAGAAGAACAUGCUCUUCAACCCGUACAAGGACGUGAGGAACAAGAGAGGGAUAGAUAAGUCGAUACUGGGUCUGGCGUCGAUGCUGAGGCCGUACGUGGGAGACAUCUCGGGCUUUUCAAACUGGGAGCCGACACUGUACACGCACUGGUACAACGAAACGACGGGGAAGAAGCUAAACUUUUUGUCAGUAGUCAAGGUGAACACGGUGGUGGACCACAUGCUGCUGAGGACGUCGAAGGUCUUCAAUAAGCUGACGCACGAGUUCUUCACGGACUACAGGUACGCAGAUAAGACGAUUGACACAGCAAGCGUAAGCGGCAACGAAGAUCGCAAGGAGGAAGGUGAAGCAUUUGUUGCCAGUGACGGUAGUAGCGUAGUUGCUGGUGUUACCAGUAACUUUGAUGGCGUUACUGCUAAUGACGUAGGUGUAGGUGCUACCAGUAACUUUGAUAGAGUUUCUUAUGGUGAACGUAAUGGCGUUGACGCCAAUUAUGUGAGCACUAGCGACGGUGAUUUGACAAUUAUAAAAAAGCACAUGGUUAACAGCCCGGAUUUAAACGACAUGACGACGACGACGGCAGCAACACUCGAUGACAAUCACGCCAGUUUUAAUAACAACUACAGUUUUAGUUCAAGUAGCGCUUCAGACGCAGGAAAUGACACUAGUAACAGUGUUAUGGAUAGCAGUAAAAUAAGUGGAGUUGAAAGUGUUGAUUAUAACAGUGUUAAGGUGGAGGAUUAUGAGAACGAAUCAAACGAGGACGAAAUUGAGGAGGGCACUGAGGACGACAGUGAAUAUGAAGAUGAGCAAGAAAAACGACGACAGCAACGUCAACAGCAACGUCAACAGCAACGACACCAGCACUAUGAUCAACAACGCCCACAAGGACAUCAACAACAACUUCAACACGAUGAUCAACAACAACUUCAACACGAACAACACAAAGUGCAACAAGAACGAUCACGACCAACCAGACAACGCCGACAAGUAGAGCAACACGAAGAAGCAAAUACACCUACUGCAGUGACACAGCAAACAGCUGGUAUCAGAAAGAGCACAAGGAUUAAAAAGUUGAGUUCGUUUAUACUGUAUAAUGAAAGUUUAAAUAGGCCACUGGAAGAAAGAAAUAAAAGUAAAGCAGCAAAGAAUGAAUUUAGUAACACGGAAGGAAGUGAGGCGAAAGAAAAGAGAAUAAUAUGGAGUAAAAUAAAAAUAAGAGGAAUUGAAGAAUUGAUAAAACAAGGAAAAAGUAAAUUCCUGAGUCUGUGGGACAUAUACAUAGCAAUCUACGUGGAGUUGCUGGAAGAAGUGAAGAAGGAGCUCAACUACGGGUUGAGUGAGACGGAAGAAAAGCUGUUGUUCGCAAUAAUGCAGUCGCGGCUAGGAUAUAACUCAGACAUGAGGGAGACGUGCACAUCGAUGUGUAAGCUACCAGCGUCGUUUAGCCCACUACAUUUUAAGUUUGAAAAAGUAAAUGAGUCAGAAAGGGCCGAAUCGUCAGUAAAAGGAGACGUGCCAGUGAGUAAUGGCAUUGAGGAUAGUACUUUAGUAGUUGGAAUUAGUAAUAGUGGCGGCAGUGGUACAGGUAUAUCCAGGAACAGCGGUGAAGGCACAGUUGGUGCACUAGAGGAAAACGACGUGGAAAUCAGGCCCUUCAAGAUGAACGAAAGGACGCUAAACAACUACGUUAGGAACAUAAGGAGGCAGUUUGACAAAUAUACGAAGCUGAGUGUAUCGAGAUUUGACGGCAAGUCUGAUUCAGACAAGCUAGUGAUAAACGGCUGGGGAUGGCUGCUAAACCAUCUGAUUAAAAAUAUAAAAACAAGUAUAUACCUAAAUACAAAGUUGACGAAAAUAAAAAUACAGGACGUGAAAAAGGCCCAUAAGGGCAGCAAUGUUAAGUCGGAGGAGAAGAAGUCGGAGUCUGGUAACGCUGAGGAAGACGUUGGGGACUACAAACAAGAACAUCAACAUCAACAAGAAGAACAAGAUGAAAUAAAAAGGAUAUACGCUAAAUAUGUGUUGGUGACUGUGCCGAAUUCAUUGGUGACUGAAAUAGAAUUUGAGCCAAAACUGGAUGAAAAUAAAACAAAAUCGCUAAGGAACUAUGAUAUGGGAUACCAUAAUAAGAUCAUAAUGAGGUUUAAGCCGUGUGACGUAUUUUGGCCAAAACAGGAGCUGCAGUUCAACUGCCUGGAUAGCUCGUUCCAGUUUAUGAAUUUGGACGCAUACGGAAAGAAGGGGUGCCUCUUGGCGCACUCGUUUCCGCCAUUUAGCAAGUGCUUCAUAAAGGUGUCGAAGGAGAAGUUGUUGAUGAGGUGCCUGGAGUUGCUGCACAGAAUGUUUAGCCUGGAAAGGAAGGUGUACCCAGUGCAGGUGUUCAUAACGAAUUGGAAGUCGGACCCGUUUUCGAGAGGAAGCUAUUCGUACCCAACGAAGUACGCGAGGGAUGAGGACAUAAUACACCUGAAGUCGCCGCAUCCAAUAGGAGACCCAAAGGUGUUAUUUUCAGGCGAAUACAUCAGUAACUCAUACUACCAGUGUGUCGAUGGCAGCUACGACACUUCAAUAAGAGCAGCAGAGGAUAUAUAUAACCUAGGACUCAACCAAAAUAAAAACAGUGCCAAGAGUAGUUCGGGAAGUAGUAGUAGUAAGAGAAAAUGCAUUAAAAACAGUAAAAGUAGUAGUUGUGACUCGGAACUGAGUAAAAGAGUAAAGUAUUUAGAUAAUAUAUUGAACAAUGAUCAUGCGGAUAGUUUCAUGGGAAUACCAAUACCACUGCCAUCGAAGGAUUUACUAGGGUACUAUCUGACAGACGGAUCAGAUGAGUUGUUCUCAGACGAUAACGACUUCAUAACAUUGCCAACAAAUCUAGAAAGAACUUCAGAUCAGUUAAGUGAGAAAAGUAAGUUUGAUAGAGAUAAGAGGAGCGUAAGGACGAAUAAGGAGCCAUGUUUGUUUGAUUCUGAUUGUGAGGAUCACUAUGAUACUGAGUUGGAACGUGGCAGCAAUAAAAAGAGGAAGGUAUUUGAAGAGAAUUACACGUGCAUAAAUAGCAGUGGUAACACCGGUAACACUAUCACUAACACUAGCACUAACACUAGCACUCGUGGCAGUGCCAAAACUAGCAAUGCCGCCAAUACUGACAGAAACGACAACCGAAACACCAGCACUAACACUGGCAUUAACACUAAUGGCAAAACUAGUAGAAAUGGUAGCAGUAAAAACAGCACUAACACUAACACUGGCACUAAUGGCAACACUGUUACUAAUGGCAACAGUAAAAACAGCACUAACACUAACACUGGCACUAAUGGCAACACUGUUACUAAUGGCAACAGUAAAAACAGCACUAACACUAACACUGGCACUAAUGGCAACACUAACGUUAACACAAGUGAAAGGACUGGCAAGAGACAAGUAUCAGAUAAGGAGAGUAAGGAGCUGGAAAUGCUGUUAAUCAUCAAAAGCGUUUUCAGUGAAGAUGAGAUACACCUUGGAAGUUUGCUGGAAACGUACGGAAAGUUCGAGGAACUACUGGUUCAUUUGCUACAAGAACAACAGAUAAACAAGCACAUCUAUUAUUCUAACGUCAUAAUGAUAUCGCUGCUGACCACAAUACUGCAAUACAUAAAGUUUAAAAGGGAGAGAAAGGAAGAGGAUGACGGAAAGAACGGAUUCGAUCAGUUGAAUAGGAAGGUGUUGAGUGAGUUGAGAAACUAUAAGAAUGAAAGGGUGCAGAUAAGAAAUCAGCAGUUUUCAAGAAAAAUGGUAGGAAACAUGUCGAAGUUGCUGGGACUGAGACACGACUUUCUGUGCUACCACUGCCUGAGGGGAGGAGAGGUGAUCCUGUGCGACACGGAGGGCUGCGACCGGGUGUGGCACUACGACUGCCUGCCGAACGCAUUUAAGCCGAAGACCAGAUACAACCUAAACGACGCCAAGCCGGAACUAUGUGGCGCACCGAGCAAAGACGAAAGCAGCACGUGGAUGUGUCCAAUAUGUUCAAACUUCCCAAUUAAGAGGGGAGAAAAGAGCUGUAGCAGAGAUGUGCAGUUAUACUGGAUUCGAAGAGGAUAUUGGUGGAGAGUAAAGGCCACAAUAUCAGUCUCACUUCAAAUAUACAAAAGGAUCCAGAACCUUAGUAGCCAAUAA